AAAAUUUAAAAAUGGCGAGCGAGACAGGAAAUAAUAAAGAUUACAAUUUAAAACUUAUUGAUGAGCUCUACAGUAAAGUUCCAGCCUUUACCGAUAUAUUUGAUGAAGAAACUUGGUAUGUUUUUGUUCUUUGUUUUGUAGCGGGUACUUUUCUGGUCGCAUUUAUUCUUUCGAGAUUUAUAACUAUAAAAGCCGUUGAAUAAUAUGCAAAGCGAACUCAAUUUAUGAGAUGUCUUUUUGUUACAAUAGACUUAUACAAUUAAUGUCAUCAUAUUUUUUUUACGUCGCAAUCAGUAGAUUUUGCGAUCAAGUUUCAUUCUUACGCAAUUAAAUAAAAUCCUGUUCUCGCAAGUAUUAUAAGAAAAGAUAUUUGUAAAAGAGACUUUGUAAAUGUGAUGUACUACAAAUCAGUUGUGCUCUGAUAAUAAAAUAGAAUUAAAAAUA
Molecule: messenger RNA, 444 nt
Organism: Nylanderia fulva
Lineage: Eukaryota; Metazoa; Arthropoda; Insecta; Hymenoptera; Formicidae
Source: RefSeq, a predicted model, not a curated record